AUGAUGAAACUUUAUCAUAUAUUUUAUUUUCUUCUUCACUUGUUCAAUGCGGAAGUGAAUGCAAGCAUACAGGAAAGAGAAAUUGGAAACAGGGAGGUUGUAUAUACAAGAUGGGGAAAGAGUAUGUGUCCUUCACACGCAAAAUUAGUCUAUUCAGGGUAUACCGCAGGAGGUCAUUAUACACAUCCAGGAGCGGCUGUAGAUCCUCUUUGCUUACCGACGGAUCCAAGUGGGGGAUCUUUAAAGGGUGGUUUUGAUGGGCAUAAGGGUCUUGUUUAUGGAACAGAGUAUGAAACAGCAAGCUUUAAGGAAAACAUAUAUUUCAAUGCAUUGCAUGAUCAUGAUGUCCCAUGUGCUGUGUGUCUUGCUCAAAACAAAUCCGUUUUAAAGAUGUUUCCAGCAAGAAAAAGCUGUUACGAAGGCUGGUCACUUGAGUACGAGGGUUAUCUAAUGGCGGGAAAUUAUCGUCACCCAGCGGGUAAAACAUACACAUGUGUAGACAAGAAACCAGAAACCAUACAUGGCGGCCAUGCAAACAACGAUGGUUACCUAUUUUAUUUUGUUGAAGCUGUAUGUGGUUCAUUGAAAUGUCCACCAUAUGUUCAAGGGAGAGAGCUAACUUGUGCCGUUUGUUCAAAAAUGUAA
This is a messenger RNA of Saccostrea cuccullata (small rock oyster), 645 nucleotides long. RefSeq names its product short-chain collagen C4-like. The transcript is spliced from 4 exons. The coding region runs from base 1 to 645 and encodes 214 amino acids. NCBI's taxonomy places the organism in Eukaryota, Metazoa, Mollusca, Bivalvia, Ostreida, Ostreidae. The record is from RefSeq and is a predicted model, not a curated record.